Messenger RNA from Ilex paraguariensis (yerba mate), 705 nucleotides. The record is from the annotation of a GenBank genome assembly. Lineage: Eukaryota; Viridiplantae; Streptophyta; Magnoliopsida; Aquifoliales; Aquifoliaceae.
AUGAGCAAUGGCAUUUGGUCAACUGACUUGGGGUUCUUGGAGAGCCUUGAUGACAGUGUUGGAAGAGAAAAUGAUGUGAAUGGUACAAUGAAAGAGUUGGUUGAUUCAGUGAAAUGGCCGGGGGAUCUAGAGCCGCCUCGGGUUCCCAAAGGAUGGUCAAUGCCUACAGCUAAGAAUAAACUGAAGAUUGGGUUUCCAAGUGAAGCCUCUUUCAAGCAGUUUGUGAAUGAGAUUGAAAAAUUUUUGGAAUAUAGGGUACUUGCUGAAUUUGUGGAGAGUGAAAGCUCCUAUGAUGAACUAGUUGCUCGGCUUGCUGAUAAGUUUGGUUCUUCGUGCAUCGAUCUAAUCCAGAAUUCAGUGGCACAUGGAGGGAUUAGCUUGCCAAGUCGCUUUGGUUCACCUUCUGAGAAAGUUCAAAGCAACUAUACUCGAGUGGUGGUCGGGGAGUGGCUUUUUGUGGUGUUGAUCUUAACACAAAGUUACACUGCUAGCGAUAUUCUAUCACUCCGUCCAUCUACAGAUUUGGAGGAUUUGGCAUUCCAGAAAGGUUCUCCGAUAGCUGUAGAUGUAUCUGAUGCCAUUCUACAUCUAUCAGAAAAUGGCAAGCUGAAAGAAUUAGAAGAUAGACUGUUUACUCCUUCCUCUGAAUGUUCAACGUUGCAAAUUGCUGAAGACAAGGAUAGCUUGCAGAUUCAGAGCUUCUAG